Molecule: messenger RNA, 1266 nt
Organism: Metarhizium robertsii ARSEF 23
Lineage: Eukaryota; Fungi; Ascomycota; Sordariomycetes; Hypocreales; Clavicipitaceae
Product: glycosyltransferase family 69 protein
Exons: 2
Coding region: 1-1266 (421 amino acids)
Source: RefSeq, a predicted model, not a curated record
AUGAAAAGGCGGCUUGUUCUGUUGGCGAUUGCCUCGAUAUCCUUGUUUUUCGUUGCCACGACGCUGUACCUUGGGAGAGACCGAUUUGCCUGGCCGUUGCUUCCAAAUGACGGGAGACACAAAACUCCAGAGGAGCCAGUGUUGGGACAGGUUGCUAAUGGGACCGUGUUGCCGUCCGCAACGAUCACACAGUAUCUAGAGGCAAUUUUGAACCCUUGGUCUUCCGAAUUGCCAACCCUCGAAUGCCCUGCCAUCAACACAACCCGGUACGAUGCGCUACGGGACGGCGACUUCCCAACCGCCACCACUAGAUAUUUCUUUGCCCUGAACCUGCGGCAAACCCUCCCUUUGUUGCCUCGUCUGAUUGGCAGCAUAGUCGAGGCAAUUCGAUUCCUUGGGCCCGAGCACUGCGCCUUGUCGAUUGUCGAGGGACACUCCCCCGACGGCACUGCCGAUGUGCUCGCGGCACUUGGGCCAGCGCUCAAGAGCAUGGGCACCCCGUAUUACUUUGCAUCGUCCGAAAUCGACCCAAGCAAAGGCGAGCGGAUAGCCCGCCUCGCCGCGCUGCGGAAUCUGGCUCUGGCGCCGCUCUUUGCUCUUGCCGGCAAAACGGCCGAGGACGCGACCGUCGUCUUUCUCAACGACGUGUCGGCGUGUCCCGAAGACAUCCUCGAGCUGCUUCACCAGAAGCGAGCCACGGGCGCCGACAUGACGUGCGCCAUGGACUGGACAUAUGUCGGCCGCGACCCGACAUUCUACGACGUAUGGGUCGCGCGCAACAUGCACGGCGACUCGUUUUUCAACAUCCCGCCGGACGGAAGCUGGGACUCGGCGUGGAAUCUCUUCUGGAACGCUGAAGAGACCCGCGCUCGCUUCUUUGACGGGCGCCCGUUCCAGGUCUUCUCCUGUUGGAACGGCGCGGUUGCGUUUACAGCCCAGCCCAUCUUGCAAAAGACGGUGCGCUUCAGGGCCGCAGACGGGGCGGCGGGCGAAUGCGAGCAGGGCGAGCCUCAGCUCUUUUGUAAGGAUUUGUGGUUCAGGGGCUACCGCAAGAUUGCUGUGGUGCCUUCCGUCAACUUGGAGUACUCGGUUGAGAAGGGGAGGAUGAUCAAAGCGGCCAAGGGCUUCACGGGCGAUGCCGUGUCGAGGCAAGAUGCUUCCGGGGACAUGAUUGACUGGCGGCCUGAUCCCCCGGAGAAGGUGAAGUGCAUGCCUUCUUGGGACAACCAGUUUUGGCAGUGGUGGAACGAGACUUUGAAGCGAUAG